AUGCAUCUAUCUUUUAGUCUUACGGUGUCCUGGGACUUUGUCUUAACAUGUUGCAUUCUAGCGAUUGUACUUGCAGUCCUCAUUCUCUUCAUAAUCCUCCUCUCCCUCGCGAUCUCCCAAAACACCAUUGUUCCUAAAUGCCGCCCAAAAGGAUCACCUACCCACCUGCUCGUGGUCCUUGGGAGUGGUGGUCAUACAGCUGAGAUGUUCUACAUGCUUGAUCGUAUGGAGCUUGACCCCCACAUCUACACGUAUCGGACAUACCUUGUUAGCUCCGGAGAUGACUUCAGCGCUGGCAAAGCGAAAGAGUUCGAGGAUCAGCACGUACAGAAACUGCAGAGCCAUACUGAGAACGACCGGUACAGCAUUGUCACAGUGCCUCGUGCCCGGCGGGUCCAUCAAUCUUAUCUGACCGCGCCAUUCUCGACACUCCAGUGCUUCUGGGUCUGCCUGUGUGUUCUUCGUGGACUUCACCCUGAUCAAAAGCUUCCCGAGGAGUAUACUUCUCCUUAUCCGGACUUGAUUCUCACAAACGGCCCCGCUACAGCUGUCUGCGUCGUGGCGGCUGCUAAAAUCAUCCGCUUCUUCCUUUGUCUGAAUAGACUUGGUGCCUUAUGUCUGGGUCUGCAAGUCAACUCGACGGUGCCAAAGCUGCGCACUGUCUACGUUGAAUCAUGGGCUCGGGUGAACUCGCUCAGUGUCUCCGGCGUAUUACUGUUGCCAUUGGUCGACCGCUUUCUAGUUCAAUGGCCUGCUCAGGCCGGACGGCGGGCCUGGUGGGGGAUGAAGAGAACCCAAUAUGCAGGGUGGCUGGUGAUUUGA
Molecule: messenger RNA, 822 nt
Organism: Penicillium bovifimosum
Lineage: Eukaryota; Fungi; Ascomycota; Eurotiomycetes; Eurotiales; Aspergillaceae
Product: glycosyltransferase family protein
Exons: 2
Coding region: 1-822 (273 amino acids)
Biological process (GO): dolichol-linked oligosaccharide biosynthetic process
Cellular component (GO): UDP-N-acetylglucosamine transferase complex
Source: RefSeq, a predicted model, not a curated record